UUUACAUGAAAGCGGUCGAAUCCACGUGCCGUCUCUAUUUCCAUUUUCCAGUUCCUCUCUUCCAUUCUCUUCUCCACCGCCGUUUCCUCCCACUUUCUCUCACUUUCCCGGGAAAACCAAAAUUCUCACUGCACUCUCUUCCCGUUACUCAUUAUUAUUCAAUUGCCAAAAACAACCUCGCAAAUUCAAUUCUAGCACAGAGAGAGAGAGUGUGUAAGAGAAGAUUCACACAACGAUCAUCCAUAAAUCCUGAUUUCUUGGGGUUCAACGCGGAUUGUUUGUCCUCUUUCGAAUUCUAAUUCAACCGACUUCAUCAUCUUCUCAUCACUCUCCAUCACUCACACUUCACCCUGCAACUUCCUGGUACUUUCUCUCAAUUUCCCCUCAUUUUCCUCAAUUUCACUAGGGUUUCUCAAUUCCAGGAUUAACCACCAACCUCAAUGUGUCAAUUUCCAUUGCUUCUCAAACCCUAAGGUUUUCUCUCCGAUUCGAUUGAUUUUGUGAUUUCGGUUUUUUUUUUUCAAAUAGAAUUUGGUCAUGGCGUUAGAUCUAAAUUCCAACUCUAAUGAUAUGCGGCAACCACCCCGAAGUGUGCCGGAAGAGCCGCUCGUUUUGCCGCCGAGUACCGCGGCGGUGAAUGGGGCUAACGGUGUGGUGCCUGUUUUCUACACUGCGACUGUCUCUGAUGCUAGCUUGGUUGGCAUGGGGUAUGGAAAUGUGGCGAAUUCUGCUGCUGCUGCUGCUGCUACCUGGUGUGUUCGCCCUGCUGUGCCGGUUCGUAAUCCUACUAUGAACCCCGCGGUUGGGUUCAGUCAAUUUCCUAGUUUUUCAAAUCGGGUUGCUGGUGGCAAUGCUGUUGAUUUUUCGGGUAGCUUUGUGGCGGCUGCUCAUGGGUUUCCUCUGAAUCUGGGUAACUGGGUUGCAGGUAAUGCCUUGGAUAGUAGUACUAGUAAUACCCUGCAGGGCAAUUGCAGGUUCGUUGGCAAUGCUAGUGAUCAUGCUGGCGGCGCUGGGUUGGCUGGGGUUGGCUCGAAUUCCACUGCGAGCCAGCGGGCUGAUCAGCCGAGUGAGGAGGGUGGCGGGGAUGACUCUGUGUCGGGGCGGAAGUUGAAGUUUAUGUGUAGUUAUGGUGGGAAGAUUUUGCCCAGACCUAGUGAUGGAACGUUGAGAUAUGUUGGAGGGCAGACGAGGAUUAUCAGUGUUAAGAAAGAUGUGAGCUUUAAUGAUUUAGUGCGAAAGAUGGUGGAUACUUUUGGGCAGCCUGUGGUUAUCAAAUAUCAGCUCCCUGAUGAGGAACUUGAUGCAUUGGUCUCGGUUUCCUGCCCUGAGGAUCUGGAGAAUAUGAUGGAGGAGUAUGAAAGGUUAAUUGAGAGGUGUCCUGAUGGUUCUCCUAAAUUAAGGGUGUUUCUAUUUUCUGCUUCAGAAAUUGAUCCUUCUGGUGUGGUACAGUUUGUAAAUUUACAAGAUAGUGGGCAGAGGUAUGUUGAAGCUGUGAAUGGAAUUACCGAUGGGAUUAGUAGUAAACUCACUAGGAAAGCAAGUAUUACAAGUGCAGCUUCUACACAGAAUUCUGAUUUGAGUGGAAUUGAGGCUCUUGAUAGCUCAUAUACUGCCCAAGGGGAUGUCAGUGGGGCACCUUUGUCUAGUGCUUUAUCACCUGAGGGGAAUAUCACCACCUCUCACGAUGCUACUGCAAAUCUUGUGGUUCCUGAGCCUGCUGCGUCAACUUACUCAGAUGCUUCUGCGGCUUCAUUGGGCACACCAGUGACUAAUUCUGCUCCAACUCACAAUCCACCUUUCCAGAAUGAGCUUGAGUUAAAAAAGUCUGUACCUAUUACUUUAUCCCAGCAGCAAUUUGGGCUGCAGCAGUCUGGAAUGGAAAUUCCUCCGCUUGCACCUCUGCAGCCUUUUGUUGAUCAUCGACCAGAAGUUAUGAACCAUGCAGAUUAUUUCCAGCUGCCUUUCCAUACGGGAUUCCAAAAUCCUCAGCUCUUAGGUAAGUCUGGGUCUAUCUACCCCCAACAUCAUUUUCAUGGUAGUAGUCCUCGUUUAGCAUCCCAUCAGGCAAUCCCUGCUGUGCAAAUGACAAUGGCUCAGCUGUCAUCUCAUGCUGGUAUUAGACCGAGUGUCAUUCAGCCACAGCCAUUUAUACAACUGCAGCAAAACCUUAUGGACCAAUAUAAUGAUGAAAAUACUUCAGGGCCAAGGAUUCACCAGCCUCCUUGUGAAAAAAGUUACAAUGCAUAUCCAGUUCAAGUCCCUUACGGAGGUAAUUAUGGUUGGAUUCAGGUUUCUCUGCCAGAGCAUGUUAUUUACCCUGAUGCAGUAUUACCUAGACAACAGGUAAUGAUCCCUGAGAAAGUCCAAAGAAUAGAGGACUGUUAUUUGUGUCAGAAAAAACUGCCUCAUGCCCAUUCAGAUCCAGUGGUUCAGGAUCAGCAUAAUAAUAGCUGCGCAGGUCAGAUUCCCAAUUCAAUCCCAAGUUACCACAGUCUACAUGUGGAGGACAAUUCAACAGCUCAAGCAACAAGUAGGGUUUUGGUAACUGCACCAUUGAAGGAAGGAAGUGUUGAACAAGCAGUUGGGACCAGACCCAGGGUCAUCAGUAAAUUGGAACCCCCAGGUGUAGUGCCUUGUACUGAAACAACUGGACUUCCUAUAGAGCCUGAAGGUGAGAGGAUUAUUAUGCUGGAAAGGUCUGAUCAUCCCAAAAAUGCUGUAGUUAUCCCGGAAGCAGUUGGAAGAACUGGUGAAAUACAGUCAACUAGGGACGGGCUGACGGGAACAGCGGCACCUUUGUCUGAUAUUGUCCGCCAGCAUGGAGCGCCAGUUGAAAACUGGGCUAAAGAGGAAGUGGUUGUGAAUAAACCUGUUAAUAAUGAUAUACCUUUUUUUUGCACAUCUUCUGAAACUUCCAAGUGCAUGGUUCAAGAAUCUCCAACAGAGUAUACUGAUAAAGUUGCUAGCACUCUUUCAAAAACAGAUGCUGUGGAUAAUUGGAUUGCACAAGAUCUUCUCAAACCUAUCGAUGGAAGGAUGGACACUCUCAAGAGAGGGAAUCCUGAAAUUUUUGUAAAUAAUGAUAACCCUCAGCAUGCUGUAGAGAAGACAGGGGCAGCUUUAGAUAACAACCUUGGCAGGUCAAAAUUGAUCACUGAUGCUCCAAAUCAAAUUAAGAUGAUGGAAGUUCUUCCUAGUUCUACUGUAGAAAUUUCAUAUGGGAAUAAUUCCAUGCCAGUGGAAUAUAAUGAGGUUGCACAACCAGCUGUUUGGGGCAUUAUUGGAUCAAAUCCUCAAUCCAAGAAUGGAAACCAUCACAAGGAUGACAUGCAGGAUUCUUCAAACUCACUUUUUAGUAAUCAGGAUCCCUGGAAUAUACGUGGCACCUACUUUCCACCACCAAGACCUAACAAAGUCGCAUCAAAGAAAGAAACUUAUUCUCAUAAGGAUCAGUUUGGUGAGAAUACAGGGAACACUGGGGAACAAAAUUUAGAAGCUCAAUUGGAUGAUGGCCUCUACCGAACAUUCAAUCAGAAUUCAACUUUAGAAGAAGCUCGAUGUGUCAAGGUCUCACCAGAAGAGCAGCAACUUCAAGCUGUUGCUGAAGGUUUAGCUGCUUCUGUUCUACACUCGAGCAGUUCUUCAAAUCUUGACUUGCAUGCCAGAGAUGCAUCCCAUCAUGAAGACAACAAUGAUGGAGAUGUUCAAAAUAAUCUAAUAGAUAUGCAGUGUAAUGAUAAAGCUCAGGAUGUCAGAAGCAAGAUCCCAGAAAAGGCAAACUUUGGCUUCCAAGCAUCAGAUGUUGGAGCACUGCAGGUUGAAUGUUUUCUGCCGUAUCAUGUUAUAAAGAAUGGUGACCUUGAAGAACUGAUAGAAUUGGGUUCUGGGACCUUUGGGACUGUAUAUCAUGGAAAAUGGAGGGGUACUGAUGUAGCAAUAAAGCGGAUUAACGAUAGGUGUUUCGCUGGAAAGCCUUCAGAGCAAGAGCGCUUGAGAGCUGACUUUUGGAAUGAGGCAAUCAAGCUGGCGGACUUGCACCAUCCAAAUGUGGUAGCUUUCUAUGGUGUUGUGCUUGAUGGCCCCGGAGGCUCUGUGGCAACAGUAACAGAGUACAUGGUUAAUGGUUCUCUGAGAAAUGCCUUGCAGAAGAAUGGGAGGAACCUUGACAAGCGCAAGCGUCUUCUAAUUGCAAUGGAUGUGGCCUUUGGUAUGGAGUACCUGCAUGGGAAAAACAUAGUGCACUUCGACUUGAAAAGUGACAACUUGCUUGUGAAUCUUCGAGAUCCACAUCGCCCAAUAUGCAAGGUUGGUGACUUGGGUCUGUCCAAAGUGAAAUGCCAGACUCUAAUAUCUGGUGGCGUGAGAGGAACUCUACCUUGGAUGGCCCCAGAACUGCUGAAUGGGAGCAGUAGCCUUGUUUCAGAGAAGGUUGAUGUAUUUUCAUUUGGCAUUGUCAUGUGGGAACUCCUGACAGGAGAAGAACCUUAUGCUGAUUUACACUAUGGAGCCAUAAUAGGUGGUAUCGUGAACAACACUUUGCGGCCUCCAGUUCCAGAAUCUUGUGACCCAGAUUGGAAAGUGCUGAUGGAGAAGUGCUGGUCAUCAGAGCCAUCAGAAAGACCAACCUUCACUGAGAUUGCCAGUGAAUUACGUUCCAUCGGAAGCAAGAUCUCUCCCAAAGGACAGAAUCAACAGCAGCAACCUGCUUCAUCUCAGAGUCAAGUGCAGAAAUAAUUUGCUACAAUGCAGGAUGCUUAAUCCCAUAUUUGUUGUGUCUGGUGUGUGUGUUUUCAUCCAUUUGGCGUAUCAAUGCAUUGUGCAGUAUAUAUACCAUAGGGAAGGUGUGCAAGUGUGAAGCCUAUUAGCACUACUGCAUAUUCUUGUAUUACACCCCAAACCUCACUGAACAUCAUGUGUCGUGUUGUUUCUUAGUAGAAAAAAAAAAGGCAAAAAUAGAUUAUUUUAAAUUUUUUAUAGUUGUAAAAAAUGGAUAUUCCAAUUUUGUAAAGAGUUUAGCAUUUUUAGCCAUGUUUUCUUCAAGUGAUUGAUUAUUGGUUAUUACUCCGGCAAUUAGAUUUAUGUGUGUGGGAGCCACUAACAGCGGAGCAUGUCAAAGCGUACCGUUGGAGUCGGCUUUAUCUUCCCGUUUUGUGUGGGUCAACAUGAAAUUGAAUUCAUAUAUAUCAUAUAAUUUCUUUC
Lotus japonicus is the source of this 5199-nucleotide messenger RNA. RefSeq lists its product as uncharacterized. Gene Ontology annotation, biological process: signal transduction; protein phosphorylation. Lineage: Eukaryota; Viridiplantae; Streptophyta; Magnoliopsida; Fabales; Fabaceae. The transcript is spliced from 9 exons. Bases 538 to 4734 code for a protein of 1398 amino acids. Gene Ontology annotation, molecular function: protein kinase activity; ATP binding; protein binding. The record is from RefSeq and is a predicted model, not a curated record. Gene Ontology annotation, cellular component: cytoplasm.